Molecule: messenger RNA, 1623 nt
Organism: Cucurbita moschata (crookneck pumpkin)
Lineage: Eukaryota; Viridiplantae; Streptophyta; Magnoliopsida; Cucurbitales; Cucurbitaceae
Product: aspartic proteinase-like protein 2
Exons: 10
Coding region: 126-1562 (478 amino acids)
Biological process (GO): proteolysis
Molecular function (GO): aspartic-type endopeptidase activity
Source: RefSeq, a predicted model, not a curated record
CUCUAAACUUGCUCUCUUUCUCUAUUUCGUUUUCUUUUCUUUUCUUUUGCGCUGCCAUUUGAUUAUCCAUUGCUGUUAUUGAAACCUGGUUUUGCUUCAAAUCGUCGCGAAAAGUUGCCCUAAUCAUGGAUCUUAGGCGAGAGGCUUUACUGGGUUUGUUUUUGUUCUCGUUUUGCUUAUCUGUGUCCUGCAAUUUGGUGUUUGAUGUGCAGCAUAAGUUUAAGGGUCGAGAGAGGUCGCUGAAUGCCUUGAGGUCUCAUGAUCUUCGUCGCCAUGGUAGGCUUCUCUCUGUCAUUGAUCUCCAACUGGGUGGCAAUGGACACCCUGCAGAAACAGGGUUAUACUUCGCCAAGAUCGGCCUUGGAACGCCUCCAGUCGAUUUCCACGUGCAAGUGGACACAGGGAGUGACAUUUUAUGGGUGAACUGUAUGGGCUGCAGCAAUUGUCCGAAGGAAAGUGAUAUUGGUGUAGAGUUGCAACUGUAUGAUCCGAAGGGCUCGAGCACUGCAGGCUUGAUUACUUGUGAUGAACCAUUUUGCUUGGCCAUGCACAAAAGUGUGACCGAAGGUUGCAGGCCGGAUGUACCCUGCGAAUAUAAAAUUAUCUAUGGGGAUGGAAGUGCAACGUCUGGAUAUUUUGUGAAGGAUCAUGUUCAACUCCAACGAGUAGUUGGAAAACAUAAAACUACUGCAACUAAUGGCAGUAUAAUAUUUGGGUGUGGAGCUAAACAAUCUGGGGAGCUCGGCACAUCAUCCGAAGCACUCGAUGGAAUACUUGGUUUUGGACAGGCAAAUUCAUCUAUGAUUUCUCAGUUGGCUGCAUCUGGGAAGGUGAAAAAGAUUUUUGCACAUUGCUUGGAUAAUGUAAACGGGGGUGGGAUUUUUGCCAUUGGAGACAUGGUGGCGCCAAGAGUGAAAACCACACCAGUGGUACCUGAUCAGGCUCACUACAAUGUUGUUCUGAUUGGAGUUAAGGUAGGAAGCACCGCUCUUGAUCUUCCUCUCGGACUAUUUGAAUUUUCAUAUAGAAGGGACGCAAUAAUUGACAGUGGCACAACACUUGCUUAUCUUCCUGAGGACAUUUUCCAGCCCUUAGUGAAGAAGAUAUUGGUUGCCCAACCCGAUCUGAAACUACAUACAGUUGAUAAGGACUUUACUUGUUUUCACUUUGAGGAAAGUGUGGACGAGGCAUUUCCAUCAGUGACAUUUGAUUUUGAGGAGUCCCUAAACUUGACUAUUUAUCCUCAUGAAUAUCUCUUUCAGAUUCGUGAUGAUAUAUGGUGCAUUGGGUGGCAGAGUAGUGCGGGUAAUUCCAAAAAUGGAAAGGAAAUCUUUCUCUUUGGAGACUUGGUUCUUCAAAACAGGCUGGUUUACUAUAAUCUUGAGAAUCAGACCAUUGGUUGGACUGACUUCAACUGUUCUAAAGGCAUAAAAUUGGAAGAUGAGAAGUCGGGAAAAGUGUACACAGUGGGAGCCCACCGACUGGCUUCUGCUGCACCCAUUGCACUGAUUGGCAGCCUACUUCCAUGGCUAUUACCCUUCACCCUCCUUUUACUUCAAUAGAUUCUUUCCAUUUUUUAUUUUUAUUUUUUUACCAUAAUUUAUUUAUUUUGCUCUCCCAAAG